AUGAGUAAAGAUGACUACAUUAGAAAAGUUUAUGACCACCUCUUCAACAACAAAUAUUACGCAAAAAUGAAAACUGACCCUAGCAAAGACCUUAAAACUAAUAUCAACGGUUUCAUAGAAAUUUCUCUAUGUCGCCACAACAUAAACAAAAACACGGCCAAAUUUAUAACACCACCUGAAAACACUAGAAUGCCCCUAUUUUACAUACUGCCAAAAAUUCAUAAGGAUGGCAUUCCAGGACGACCAAUAGUUUCAGCCGUUAACUCUAUAACUGAAAAUAUCUCAGAAUUUUUAAAUCUUUGCCUGCAACCUCUCUUACCAAAAUUAAAAUCCUAUGUAAAGGACACCAAACAUCUAAUACAACGGUUACAAACCAUACCGGCACAAAAUGAACACGUUUUACUUGUAUCAGCAGACGUAUCCUCACUUUACACCAAUAUCCCUCAUCAAGAAGGAGUUGAUGCGUGUAUUCAUUUCAUUAGAAAAUACAGAAACACACUGCCUUCAUUCACACCCAAUGAACAUGUAAUACGAACGUUGUUUUCGUUUAUACUGGAAAAUAACUAUUUCAUGUUCCUAAAUGAAAUAUAUCUGCAGUUACUUGGCACAGCCAUGGGUACGAAGGUGGCACCACCAUACGCAUCAUUAUUCCUGGGUCUUUUUGAGCAGGUGUUUAUUUUCGAUAAGUUUCCAAAUUUAAUCACUAUAUUUCUUCGUUUCCUAGACGACAUAUUCUUCAUAUGGGAACACAGUGAAGAAGAACUACACAAAUUUUUCACAUAUCUAAAUUCAAUACACCCUACAAUAAAAUUGACCUAUGAGUAUUCAACAGAGGAAAUUAGUUUUUUGGAUACGACUAUCUAUUUAGAUAAACGCUCGAGAAAACUCAAAACCAAAUUAUUUAUAAAACCAACUGACAGCAGAGCACUAUUACAUUUUACGUCGUAUCACCCUCACCAUACCAAAAGGGGUAUAAUUUAUUCGCAAGCACUCCGCUAUCGCAUGAUAACAAUUCAAGAUAGCAUUUUAAAAUGUGAGCUCGAUGAACUUAAAAGUAUUUUGCUGACCAGAGGAUACAAAGGUCGGCUUGUUGAUGAAAUAUUCGGGAAAAUCGCCAAAUUAAAACAAUCAGACGUACUUUCUAACUCCACGCACAAGUUUAAUAAAAAACGAAUACAUUUCAGAACCGCUGACAAUAGUGGUGAUGCUGACAGAGACCAAAACAAAGACAAACACAUUCUACCUUUUAUUUUACCUUACCACGAAAAAUUUACAACGCUUAAACGAAUACUACACAAGUAUUGGUUUAUAAUUGAGAGCGACCCUGCUCUGCGACUCGUUUUUCCAACCAAACCAUUCUUGACUUUCACCAAGCAUAAAAAUAUACAGGAAUAUUUAAUCAGAGCAAAGAUGAGAUCUGCUGACCACUGCCUUUCAAUAUAA
Molecule: messenger RNA, 1443 nt
Organism: Hydractinia symbiolongicarpus
Lineage: Eukaryota; Metazoa; Cnidaria; Hydrozoa; Anthoathecata; Hydractiniidae
Exons: 1
Coding region: 1-1443 (480 amino acids)
Source: RefSeq, a predicted model, not a curated record